Molecule: messenger RNA, 2932 nt
Organism: Sesamum indicum (sesame)
Lineage: Eukaryota; Viridiplantae; Streptophyta; Magnoliopsida; Lamiales; Pedaliaceae
Source: RefSeq, a predicted model, not a curated record
GAAGAACUUGGUGUUCAUUCUAUCGUUCAGCUAAGACCGCGAAAGCUUUUGUCUUCUUCAACUUGCCAUCCUCUGCACAAUAAGGUUUGAACUUCUGCUCUAAGUUUCUCUAUCAAGACUCUCUAGUUACCAGUCUACUCGUUCCUAGUUAGGGUUUUGUUUCUCCAGUCAAAAUUCCCCUUCGAUCAAUACCGGUGCAGACGUUUUACAUUUAUGGUGGCAUGUGCUUCUCAUGUUUUAAAUAAGAUGAAUUUCUAAUUGCACGAAACUCAAGAUAUUACUGGCAUCCCAGUGCUACUUGCGCUAUACUAGAGGAGUUUAUUUCAUGCUUAUCUGACUAAAUAGUCUGUUCAUUGAAGAAUCAGAAGUUUCAGUCCCAAAUGGAUCUCUAAGUUGGUACUGGCGUGUGUGGAAUUUAGAAAGUGGAGCAAGCCACUUUGAGAGUUUAAAGGAAUGAUUCUUUCUGCACUUCUGACCUCUGUUGGAAUAAACGUUGCCCUUUGUCUUAUUUUUUUCAUCCUUUAUUCUGUACUAAGAAACCGGCCAAGCUAUGCCGAUUUCUAUAUACCACGCUUGGUUGCUGAAGGGAAAUUCCAAAGGGAAGAUGAAUUCAGCGUGGGAAAGUUACUAUCUUCUGUCAAAUGGGUGAAAAGAGCAUGGCAGCCCUCUGAAGAUGAGCUUUUGGCGAAUUCUGGAUUGGAUGCUGUUGUGUUCAUGAGAAUUUUUACAUUCGGACUGAGAGUAUUUAGAUUUGCGGGCAUUGUUGGAAUUUGUGUUCUUCUCCCGUUCAAUUAUAUGGGGAAUCAGCUAAAUAUUGACUUUACUGACUUACCAAACAAGUCCUUGGAAUCAUUCAGUAUUUCAAAUGUUGAUGAUGGGUCAAACAGGUUAUGGAUACACUUUGCUGCUGUUUAUAUUUUCACAGCCGUUGUCUGCUAUCUUCUUUACUAUGAAUAUGACUAUAUUGCAUCCAAACGGAUUGCUUACUUCUAUUCUUCAAAACCUCGGCCAGGCCAGUUCACUGUUUUAUUCACUUUUUUAGUUCGAAGCAUCCCUGCCACUUCUGGGAGGAGCUUCAGUGAGAGCGUUGAGAGCUUUUUCAGUGAAUACUACCCGUCUACCUAUCUUUCCCACUCUGUGGUUCGUCGGACAAGCAAACUUAAAGGGCUCAUGAAUGAGGCGGACAAGGUGUAUAAAAGGCUUGUACACGUAAAAUCAAAAAAGCAUCCUCAACAAAGAUUCAAGCGUGCUGGCUUUAUGGGCCUUUUUGGACGCAAAGUUGACCUCCUAGAUCAUUAUGAGAAGAAGCUAGAAGAUGUGGAAGGUAAUGUCAGGACAGAACGAGCUUCUAUUUCUGGCAAGGAAGUUCCGGCUGCAUUUGUAUCUUUCAAGUCUCGAUUUAGUGCUGCGGUAGUGUCACACGUUCAACAAGGGGUUAAACCCACAGAAUGGCUUACUGAGCCAGCUCCUGAUCCCCAGGAUGUAUAUUGGCCAUUCUUUUCUGCGUCAUUUAUCAAAAGAUGGUUUUGCAACAUUGCUGUUAUUUUUGCAUGUAUUUUUGUAACUGUUCUGUUCCUUGUACCUGUUCUCUUAGUGCAAGGUCUUACUCAUUUGGAUCAGUUGGAGGUUUGGUUACCUUUUCUGAGAGGCAUAUUAAAUCUGAAAAUCGUUAGCCAAGUAAUUACAGGAUAUUUUCCAAGUCUCAUACUUGAGAUGUUUUUAUCUUUAGUGCCACCCGUCAUGAUUGUGCUUUCCUCCAUACAAGGCUACAUUGCCCUUAGUCAGAUUGAGAAAAGUGCAUGUAUCAAAGUGUUGUGGUUCACCAUAUGGAACAUCUUCUUUGCAAAUGUACUCUCAGGAUCAGCACUGUAUAGGGUUGAUGUCUUUCUUGAGCCCAAAAGAAUUCCUGAACUAUUGGCGGUGGCAGUUCCUGGACAGGCUUCAUUUUUCAUUGCAUAUGUUGUAACAUCUGGAUGGACCAAAACGUUUUCUUCAGAACUUUUUCGGCUAAAGCGGCUCUUUUGGAGUUUUCUUAAAGGAACAUUGUGUUGGAAAUCUGAUGAGGAACUUGAGGUCCCGUCUAAUCCUUAUCACAGUGAAAUUCCCAGGAUUCUAUUUUUCAGCCUUCUUGGUAUAACAUACUUCUUCCUCGCACCCCUGAUUUUGCCAUUCCUCUUGGUUUACUAUUGCCUUGGUUAUGUCAUCUACCGCAACCAGCUAUUAAAUGUUUAUGCACCCAAGUUUGAAACUGGUGGAAAGUUUUGGCCCGUAGUGCACGAUGCAACAAUAUUUUCUUUAAUAUUGAUGCAUGUUAUUGCCAUUGGUAUAUUCGGUCUGAAGAAAGUUCCACUGGCUUCCAGCUUAACAAUUCCUCUUCCAAUUCUCACCCUCAUUUUCAACAGUUAUUGCCGGAGACGAUUUUUACCUAGUUUCAAAAGUUACCCUGCUGAGUGCUUAAUAAACAAGGAUAGAUUUGAUCAAAGUGAUCCCAGUAUAUCUUCUUUCUACGAUGAACUCGCCACUGCGUAUCGUGAUCCUGCAAUGAAAUCAGGCAGAUAUUCUGAAGCCAGGGAAAGUAGCAGCUCCCCUCUUCUGUAUGGUGCUCAUAGGUGAAGUUGGACGGAAUUCCUGUUAAGUUUCAAAUGGUAGCUAGAACGGCUGAAGGACAAGUAGAAACUGGUGUAUAUACUGAAUUCAUCUCUUUCGAAAUAGUUUUUGGUUCGUGCACUUUAGAAAAUACAUUUUUCCAUGUCUAUUUUGUUGUUCCCGGUCGACGUCCACAGUAAAAAAUUGUGGUUCAACCCUUCUCUUUAAUCUCCCUGCUCUCCCAGGAAGGAUUUGAUUGGACUGUAAACAUUACAAAAACAGGUUUGUAUACACAAGCUUAUAGUAAGUUGUAUGGAAUUCGAUUUAUUCACAGGCCUACACCUAA